Lolium perenne is the source of this 681-nucleotide messenger RNA. NCBI's taxonomy places the organism in Eukaryota, Viridiplantae, Streptophyta, Magnoliopsida, Poales, Poaceae. The record is from RefSeq and is a predicted model, not a curated record.
AUGGCCGCUCCAACCCCUGCUGCGAGGCACGAGCUGCUGCCUGGGCUCCGCCCUCGCUGUGCUCGCGCGUGGCCUACGCUGCUGGCAGCCAGCUCCACCACCGCCUGUGCCUCGCGCGUGGCGGACGAUGCUGGCGACGAGCUCCGCCCCGCCUCGCCAUGGCUCGCCCCGCGCCGGCGACCUCCGCCCCGCCACGGCUCGCCUCGCCCCGGCGACCUCCGCCCCGCCCCGCCCCUGCCCCGGCGACCUCCGCCCGCCCCGCCUCGCCCCGCCGUGGCGCGCCCCCGCCUAUGCCCGCCCCGCCAUGGCUCGCCCCGCGCCGGCGACCUCCGCCCCGCCACGGCUCGCCCUCGCCCGGCGACCUCCGCCUCGCCUGCCCCGGCGACCUCCGCCCGCCCCGCCUCCGCCCCGCCCCGCCAUGGCGCGCCCCGUCGUGCAAGCUCGCCGUGGGCGGCGGCUUGGCGAGCGGCAUGGUGGCCGGCAUGCGCGACACGGCGUGUCAUGGCGCGGGCGCGGGCACGAGCACACCCGUGGCCGACGCGGCUCCGUCCGUGCACGCUCGUGCCCGUCCCCGUCCGUGGCCGACGCGGCCGACCGGAUGGAGGCGCGGCCCCGUUCCUCGCCUCGAGCACGGCCCCGUCCGCCGCCGCGCCCCCGUUCGAUGCCGCCGGCGUCGCUUGA